Messenger RNA from Apis dorsata (giant honeybee), 6018 nucleotides. It is a transcript of the gene Cad89D, whose product is annotated as cadherin-89D. Gene Ontology annotation, biological process: homophilic cell-cell adhesion. Lineage: Eukaryota; Metazoa; Arthropoda; Insecta; Hymenoptera; Apidae. Gene Ontology annotation, cellular component: plasma membrane. The transcript is spliced from 24 exons. The coding region runs from base 190 to 5769 and encodes 1859 amino acids. Gene Ontology annotation, molecular function: calcium ion binding. The record is from RefSeq and is a predicted model, not a curated record.
CCACCCAAUUCCCCUCUUCAGAACAAAAGAUGCGAAGAUUCUUGAAUUGCAACCUGCCUUUCGAGUUAUAAGAUGCGGAGUCACGAUGCGUUCAAAAGUGCGCAUCUAUUGACGAUUCAUCGUGAAUAAUUUGCAGAGAUGUACGAGGAUAAACUGUAAUCGUGGUGAAGAAGAAGAAGUGGAUCGAACAUGAGGGAGUCAAGGUUGAUUCUUUGGUCUGCUUUGGCGACGUUCUUCGUGCUGUUUGGUCGCCUUCAUUUUGCUGCAGGAUGCCAGUUCUUUCCAAUAGGGGAGUACUUGAAAUUCGUCAGGGUGCCGGAAAAUCUUCCAAGAGGCACAGAGAUCUUAUCGUUGGAAGCUCACCCGAGAAGUCAUAUCUCAAUAAUGCCAGUGGACAAAGAUGAAGACGCCCGUUUCUUCGCCUACAAGGAGACAAACAAGACGCACGUCUCUCUGAUGCUGGCUCAGUCCCUCGAGGACCUGGUUGACACGGAGGUGCCUAGAAAUCUGCUCAAGUUCCGCGUGGUCUGCGAUUAUUCAGAUGGCGGCGAUUCUCUGGUUACGUCGCACCUGUCAGUGACGGUCUACGUGGAGGACAUAAACGAUCAUGCCCCGCAAUUUGUCGAUGCGCCUUAUCACGUAACCGUGGAUGAGCUUACUCCAGUCGGCGUGACGAUAUUUCGCGGGAUCCAUGCAGUGGACGGAGACAAACCGAACACGCCGAACAGCGACGUGCAUUAUGCGAUAGUGAAAGGCAACGAGGAAGGCAAAUUUUCACUCGAAUCCGGCCACAGAACCGCUCUCAUACUCCGUAAACCGGUGGACUACGACAACGGCGACCGCGAGUUCACGUUGGUCAUCGCGGCCACGGAUCGUGGAGCGCCGGCCAGAACCACCAACACAACCGUGAAGAUAACGAUAUUGGAUAACGAUGAUCUUGAUCCGAAAUUCACCAGAGACGUGUACAAAGCGAAGAUUUACGAGUUCUAUCCGAUGCCAGAACACCCGAUCUUCGCCCGAAUCAACUUCUCCACGCCGAUCCAAGCGACCGACAGCGACCGCGACAUCGACACGCCCGUCCGCUACGACAUCACGUCGGGGAACGAGCGAGGUUUCUUCCAGCUGGACCCGAAAAACGGCACCCUGUACCUGAAACGUGCCAUCGACCUGGACGCUGAGCGAAACUUGCCCUCGAACACGUUCACCCUGCAAAUCCACGCUUCCCAAGUGGACAACCCCCUUAGAUCGGGCGUGGCUAGAGCAGAGAUCGAGGUCCUCGAUCUGAACGACAACCUGCCCGAGUUCGAGGUGGACCUGUACAACAUCAGCAUCGUGGAGAAUCUGCCGAACGGGUUCAGCGUGCUCCAGGUGAUGGCUCGCGACAGGGAUCAGAGGGAGAACGGGCAGUUCGACUACGAGCUGGUGGACCCGUCGGGCGCGUUCUCGGUGGACGCGAGAUCCGGCUGCUCGGUGGACGUCGACGUGACGUUGCUCGACGCCAACGACAACAACCCGAUCUUCGUGCCUGGAAAUCUGUACGAGUUGGUCGCGAGGAGCGACUCGAAGGUGGGCACCGUGCUCGGCCAGGUGCACGCGGUGGACGACGACCUGGGCCCGAACGGGAUGGUCAGGUACAGGUUGCAGAAGCCGGGCAAUUCGAGCUCGAGGACGCCUCCGUUCACGGUGGACGAGGCCACGGGCACGAUCUCGGUGUCCGAGAGCCCGAUUCUCGAGGGGAGGCACGCCAUCUUCGUCGAGGCUGCCGAUCAACCGGCCAACCCCAGCGAGAGGAGGCUCUCCCUCGCUGUGGUCACCGUGGAUGUCUUCAGAUCGGAUGGGCCGGAGUCGUUGGAGCCGGAUUUCGUGGGCGCCCCUUACGAAUUUUGGGUGGGUGCCAACGUGCCGGUCGGAACCAGCGUCGGCCAAAUACGCUUGAACGACGCCGUGAAGACCAACGACCUGAUCUACGACCUCUUGCACAGCUACGAGGAAGGUGUGCCGUUCGCGGUGGAGGAACGCUCGGGUACGAUCACGGUGGUCGAGGAAAUCGAAAGAUUCGACCGAUCGAUCUACGAUUUCGAGGCAAUAGUUACCGACGAACGGGACCUGAUGCUGAUCACCAACGUGUCCAUCCACGUGGUCGAUCCUAAUGACGACCGAGGCAUAUUCACCAGGGGAACGACCACCGCCCCACUGGUGUUCCACGCGAGAGAGAACNNGGCUGGCGCAUACAUCGGCCAAAUACUUCCGCAGAAUGGAACUGGCUCGGCCACGCCAGCCACUCGCUUCUUUAUCGUCAAUCAGCAGGAUGUGCCCGACAUCUCGAUCACGGAGGAUGGCGCCCUGUACGCGCCCAAGGGCCUCGAUCGUGAGACCAGGCAGAAUUACAGCAUCACAGUGAUUGCGGAGAGCCCGCGAGGCGUCGGCGUUUUCCAAGUAAGCGUGAUCGUUCUUGACGAAAACGAUCAUGCGCCAGAAUUCACGUCCCCGUUAUACGAAGGGCGAAUCAUGGAGAACAGUCCACCCGGAACGAAAGUGAACUUAUCGACUCCCAUUACGGCUACCGACAAAGACGAGGGUAUCAAUCAAAACUUUGUCUUUUCUCUUCACGGCGAGGGAAGCGAGUUGUUUAGAAUCCAUCCAACCACGGGUUUAGUGUACUUCGAAGGAAUCGAUGAUCGUACAUUGGACAGAGAGGCGAAAGCAAACUAUAGUUUCACCAUCGUUGCUAAAGACAAUGGCGGUCUAACCUCCGAGGCGAGUCUGAGGAUAACGGUGACCGACGUGAACGACAAUUCUCCCGUUUUUAUCCGUAUGAUCGUGCUCCCGGAGCAGGGUGUUCGCGUCUCGAACGAGGCCGAUACCGAGGCGUCGUUCGAAGGGAACGACGUGCCCGAUACGGACGACACUGGGACAGGAAAUCAAGCAUCGAGCGCCCGUCGUUCGCCCCUUCUUCUCGUUCCGGAAAACGCGACGAUCGGGGCGCCGAUAAUACGGCUCCUCGCCGAGGACAAGGACGAGGGAACAAACGCGGCGAUAACGUACAGCCUGGGGAACGAGACGGUUUCCGGUGACGACGUUGAAUCACGACUCGAGGCCACCAAUCGUAGAUACUUCCAUCUGGAUCCAAGGUCGGCCGAGAUAUCGGUGGCCAGGGGGCUCACCGCCGAAACCAACGUGCGUUUCCUAGCCCUGGCCAAAGAUCCCGGGGGAUUGUUGGACAAUAUUACCAUCCGGAUCCACGUGGUCGACGUGAACGAUCAUCCCCCUAGCUUCGACAAAUCCUGGUACACGUUCGACGUAGCCGAGGGCACCUACGCCGGAUACACGUUGGGCACCGUUCGAGCAAUGGACGCGGAUCACGGAGGGAACGCGAACGUCACUUACGAGUUGACGACGAAGGAAAAUUCGACCAGUUUUGGAAACGUGUCCAGGAUCUUCGAGAUCGGCCCUAGGGAGGGAAUAAUCAGAGUGACUGGUAUUCUCGACAGGGAAACCGUACCUGACGAAAACGGCGACCCCCUUCCCGUCUACCAUGCCUCCAUCCUCGAGAACAGUCCUAUAGGCAGCCAAGUGAUCAAGGUGUCCGCCAACGACUCUGACUUUGCCGGGAAUGGGAACGGUCUGAUCCUGUUCGACCUGAAUCAUCUUGGCAAGAUCGAGAAACAGUGGUUCGCCAUCGACAGCAAGGAAGGUGUGAUCACGGUUGUCGGUAAUCUGGACUACGAGAGGCAAAGAAGCCACAGAUUACUGGUAACCGCUAGCGAUCUAGGGUCUCCUGUCAGCCUCACGUCAACAGCGGCGGUGAUCGUCGCCGUGUCGAACGAGGACGACGAGGAAGGGACGGAGAUGGAGAAGGCGCCUUCGUUCAAACACCGUUACUACGAGGUGGAGGUCGAGGAGAACGUGGAGGUGCCCGUGUUGGUCGCCCGGUUGGAGUUGGCCGACAGUGGACACAUACAGGACGAGCAUAUACGGUACAGCAUCGUGGCAGAUGAGACGAAGGCGAGGCAACUCUUCUCCGUCGAUCCUAGGAACGGCUCGUUGUAUCUGAUGACGGACGUGGAUCGGGAGGUGAACGAUCGAUACGAGGCUAAGGUGAGGGUGGACAAGGUGAAGAUCGGAAGAGGGAUGCCGGUCAUGAUUUACCCGGUGGUCGGCGAAAGGCUGAACGGUUUGGCACCUAACGAGGCCAGAGUCGUGGUCAGGGUGAAGGACGUGAACGACAACGCGCCCAGAUUCAAGUCGAAGGGCCGACCCAUCCUUGCCGCCAUACCGACCACCGCCCAUUACGGGUACGAGGUCGUCAAAGUGGAGGCGGAAGACCCGGACGAGGGAGCAAACGCCGAGAUCCGGUAUCAAAUUCUCGGGCGGGAGGACGCGCCACGAUUCGCCAUUGACCCACUGAGCGGUCAAGUACGAUCUGUGGCGAGUUUUGGCCGUGAUGCUGGGCGCGUUUUCGGGUUCGACGUCAAGGCCACCGACAGAAGAGGCGUUGAGAACGGUCGCAGCAGUAUCGCCGAUGUUUGUCGAAAGGUGUACAUCCUGGAUGAUCAGAAGCAGGUGGUGAUGGUGGUUGGUCGAAGGCCCAUAGAUCUCGAGCCUCAACUGGAGAAUAUCACCGCAGUAUUGCACAACGUGACGGGUUUCGACGUUCGAGUGAGGAAGUUAGAGCCACACAUUGAAAAAAAUUUGAUCGACACGACGUCUACCGACGUUUAUCUUUACGCAAUCGAUCCCCAUUUAAACGUUAUGAUAGACAUGGACACGUUGCACAACGUGUUCAACACAAAGAAAACGGAAAUCAAGCGGGAGUUGGACGAGUACGAUGUUCUGGACAUUGCCGGAAGCUCUCCUCGUCAGGGUAAUCAACGUUACCUGCUAUCCACUUUGGAAGUGGCUGUGGUGAUGCUCGGCUGUGUCAUCUUUGUGGGCGCCCUCGUCACCGCCCUUUGUAUCACGUGCGUUCGCAGAAGUAAACGUCGCAGACGUCGGGAGAAAGCGAUGUUCUCGACCACCAGCCCGAUUGGUUUCGCUUUGGCAGAUCCAUCCGCGACCCUCCAGAAGCCGCCAUUGUUCCCGACCUUUGUCGACGGCCUUCACUACGACCCUGAACCGUUCUGCGCCGACAUACCGAGACGGCACAGCAUCUGCGAGCACGGAUCUAAUUGCGCCCGUUUCCACGCGAUGGGCGGUUGUAGUAAGCACGCCGGGAGGACGACGGGGACCCCGAAAGGCCUGGAGGCAUCCGCGACGUCCUUGCAUUCCAGCGGUCAGGAUUCUGGGAUCGUGGCGCGCGCCUCCUGCCACUGCAGUCACUCGUCCAGCCCCUCAAGCGGCGAGAGCAGCAACGGCUACGAGGACUCUCUGAAGUCCCUGCAGCGGCGCGAAAGAGGAAACGAGAUCUCUCGCGGAAUCCACGACACCUCGACGACGACGACGACGAGCAUGGUGGUGGGGAGGCGAGGGACCCAAACGACCAGGAGACGGCAACGAUACAACUCGUUCUCGAACGGUGAAUCGAUGUACUCUCACGAGAUGACGUUGCAGAGGGAGCAGCAACGUUGCUGCAACCUUGGGACCGAGAAGAGGCGGAAGAACGACGGCGGGGUGGGGCGCGAGCAUCGGCGCGCGCAUUCGGAAGCUGAGAACAAUAUCACCGAGACAGUGAUACACGAACAUCCUGGAACCGAGAUCUCGUUGUCCAGCUCUUUGCAGAACACCUCCCCUCUUCACGGUGUAACGAGAUCCACCCACAUGCUGUAUUAACGAGAAAGAAUCUUACGAGAGAAACUUUCAAUGGGGAACAAGGAUUCUUCCUAGCCAUGAGUUUUUCUUAUUGUCCAUACAAUUAUCCAUAGGGGAUACACAUAUAAGAGGUGCAUCUUUUUGCACGAUGAGAUUAAUCCCUUUUAACUUUAUCAGUGCGAGGAUAUUUCUUUAACACGUAGGUUUAAAUUGGAAAGCAGGCCAAAAGAUUUAUUUAAUUUAUUGUAUUAAUUAUCCACGUUACAUUCA